AUGGCUGACCCACAGAACAGCCAGGACUUUGAGUCUGAGGACGCAGAGCCGGCUGUGAUCUCCCUCUCAGACGUUAUUUCACCAUCGCAUACUCAGGCUGUUUUCGGGGCUGACCAGGCUACACACAAGGGCGAUAGCAGCACUACGUUGAACCCUACAUUCGAACGUGUGCUCAGUGCCCGCAACGCACACGUUUGGGUCCCGAUUAUUGCGAGUACGCGGCGAGGGGGGAAGGCGUCCAGGGGAUGUCUGACGGAUCUAGAGCGGGACCAAGCACAGCUCAGUCUCGUGCGAUAG
Molecule: messenger RNA, 297 nt
Organism: Sparassis crispa
Lineage: Eukaryota; Fungi; Basidiomycota; Agaricomycetes; Polyporales; Sparassidaceae
Exons: 2
Coding region: 1-297 (98 amino acids)
Source: RefSeq, a predicted model, not a curated record